Erigeron canadensis is the source of this 1089-nucleotide messenger RNA. RefSeq names its product AP2-like ethylene-responsive transcription factor At1g16060. Gene Ontology annotation, biological process: regulation of DNA-templated transcription. The coding region runs from base 1 to 1089 and encodes 362 amino acids. The transcript is spliced from 7 exons. Gene Ontology annotation, molecular function: DNA binding; DNA-binding transcription factor activity. NCBI's taxonomy places the organism in Eukaryota, Viridiplantae, Streptophyta, Magnoliopsida, Asterales, Asteraceae. The record is from RefSeq and is a predicted model, not a curated record.
AUGACGAAGUUAGUGAAACAACGCAUGAAGGUUGAUGAUGUGUCAAAGAUUAACACGGGUUCCGUAGUUGUGACUAAAGCAAAACGGACACGAAAGACUGUGCCUCGUGACUCACCUCCUCGACGUAGCUCUAUCUAUCGCGGUGUUACUAGGCAUCGAUGGACCGGAAGAUAUGAAGCUCAUUUAUGGGACAAGAAUUGUUGGAAUGAGUCCCAAAACAAGAAAGGCCGGCAAGGUGCUUAUGAUGAUGAAGAUGCUGCAGCCCAUGCUUACGACUUGGCUGCACUUAAGUAUUGGGGUCCUGAUACCAUAUUAAACUUUCCGUUAAUGACUUAUCAUAAAGAAUUGAAACAAAUGGAAGGCCAGUCAAGAGAGGAAUAUAUAGGAUCGUUAAGAAGAAAAAGCAGUGGAUUUUCUCGUGGAGUUUCAAAAUACAGAGGAGUUGCAAGACAUCAUCACAAUGGUAGAUGGGAAGCUCGAAUAGGCAGAGUUUUUGGCAACAAAUAUCUGUACUUAGGAACAUAUGCGACACAAGAAGAGGCGGCGGUGGCCUAUGAUAUGGCAGCAAUAGAGUACCGUGGACUUAACGCAGUUACAAACUUUGACCUAAGUCGUUACAUCAAAUGGUUAAGGCCAGACAACAACAAUAGCACCAUUGAUGCACCAUCUAUCCCCGAUAUCAAUAUAAUUGAUGCCAAUUUACCACCAAACACUAACCAUGAUAUAGGAUUAAAUUAUAUCCAUGACCACCAUGAAAACCAACCAUUGCAACCACCAAUGGACAUGGUUUCGCCUACUGUCACGGCUACAUCCACAUAUUUGUCUAGGCCAACUACGGCCACAUCUGCCUUAGGACUCUUGCUACAGUCUUCUAAGUUUAAAGAAAUGAUGGAGAUGACCACUGCAGCUGAGUUCACCUCAACACCGUCUCAUCCUACCUUAGAAUCACCAUGUCACAAGUUCCCUGAGGAAAUCCAAAUGCACUUCGAGUGCCAAGAUUUCGGGGGUUACAAUAAUGGAGGUGAUGAUUUUAUUUUUGGUGACAUGAGUUUUAUGCAUAACAUGUUGCAGUCUGACUUAGAAAAGUGA